CCGGAACGGUUAAGGAAGCGGUGUUUGUUGCCAGCCGGUCAGAUUUUGGUGUGAAGCGGCGGUGUGAUGGCGGCGCUGAGGACGGCAUUCUGUGGGCGUUUCCUGCAGCCUCUCCCCGUGUAUUCGGGAUCUCUGCGCUUCGCCAGUUCGUCUUUCAAGGCUGCAGAUCUGACCAUUGAGAAGAGGCAGACGCCGAACCCCAAGCCCGACCCGUCCAACUUGGGCUUUGGGAAGUUUUUCUCUGAUCACAUGUUGACUGUGAAGUGGUCGGAGAAAGGAGGAUGGGAAGCUCCUCAGAUUAAACCCUUCCAAAACCUGUCGCUCCACCCGGCGUCCUCCGCCCUGCACUACUCCAUCGAGCUGUUUGAGGGGAUGAAGGCGUUCCGCGGAGUGGAUAAUCAGAUCCGUCUGUUCCGGCCCAUGCUGAACAUGGAGCGCAUGUAUCGCAGUGCAGACCGCUGCUGCCUGCCUCUGUUUGAUAAGAGCGAGCUGCUGGAGUGCAUUAAGAAGCUGAUCGAGCUGGACCACGAGUGGGUUCCGUACUCCACCAGCGCCAGCCUUUACAUCAGACCCACCUUCAUCGGCACUGAGCCGUCUUUGGGCGUGUCUCAACCAAGCCACGCCCUCCUGUUUGUCAUCGUGGGGCCGGUGGGGCCGUAUUUCGCCACGGGAGCCUUCAGUCCCGUGUCCCUGCUGGCGGAUCCUCGCUUCGUGCGAGCCUGCAGGGGCGGAGUGGGAGCGUACAAGAUGGGCAGUAACUAUGGGCCCACUAUAGCCAUCCAGGUCGAGGCGGUGAAGCAGGGCUGCCAGCAGGUGCUGUGGCUGUACGGCGACAGAGAGGAGAUCACUGAGGUCGGCACCAUGAACCUCUUCAUCUACUGGACCAAUGAGAAAGGAGAGCGAGAGCUGGUCACCCCUCCACUAGACGGCAUCAUUCUCCCCGGAGUCACCAGACAGUCUCUCCUGGACCUGGCCAGGGAGUGGGGUGAGUUUAAGGUGACGGAGCGGACGCUGGUCAUGAAGGAGCUGCUGGACGCUCUGAACGGAGGACGGGUGUUGGAGGUGUUUGGGGCGGGGACGGCGUGUGUGGUGUGUCCCGUCGGCAGCCUGCUCUAUAAAGGACAGCACUUUGAAAUCCCGACCAUGAAGAACGGUCCUGAGCUCGCCACCAGGUUCCACAAGGAGCUCACCGAUAUCCAGUACGGACGCACGAGGAGGGACUGGGCGCCGGUCAUCGUCGCCUGAUUGGACCGCUUUCCUCCAGUCACCUGCCGGCUGCUCACAUUCACACUGUAGCCUUGAUUUCUCUUAUGUUACGUGUAGAGACUGAAAAGGCUUUACUGUUCUAAAGUAACCAUUUUAGUGAGCGGUCCAUUGGAAACCUGUCACUGAUCAACUGGUAAUGAACGCAGCAAAAAAACCACCACCACCACACCUCUAACACACGUGCAUGUUUGUCUGAUAGAAAUGUCGUUUCAUUUUUAUAAUAAAUUUAUCCAGCCUCGAGAGUGCGUAGUGCAACGUGUAGCAAUAGAGCAGCUGUGAGGUUAAAAAUACGAAGCACACUAUAUGCAAAUGACGUUGGUAGAAAUAUCGUAAGUGCAAUAAGGUUCAAAUCGUCUGCUUGUGGAAUUGUUGAUGAUUACUUGUUUUUUUUUUUGUUUGUUUUUUGUUUUUUUCUUUUAAACGGGUGAGCUAACUUUAGCCGCUAACACAACCGUUUCUGUGUGUUCUUCCAACGGAUGUGAACAUUUAGACUAGUUACAAGUCUCACUCAUCGAUCUGUUAUGUUUACCAUCGCCUUUAUUAUUAUUAUUAUUAGUAGUAGUAUUAUUAUUAACAUAUAGUUUAAAAUCAGGUUUUGAUGUUUUGUAUACGUGUAAUUGCAGAGAAAAUAAAUGUUCAGAAAUUUAACAAAGUAGUGGCAUCAUACAGUGCUCUCCAGAAAUAUUGGCACCCUUCAUGAAGCAGAGUGUUUGUGUGUGUAUGUAUAUAUAUAUAUAUAUAUAUAUAUAUAUAUAUAUAUAUAUAUAUAUAUAAACACUAACAAAUGUAGUAAGUGAUAUUUUGAGCUUAAUAAAACCAGGACAUUGUAUUUGGGUGGGGGAAAAUGUUUAAAUAAAACACUAUACGCUCCAACCCCCCUCAAAAUUAUUGGCACCCUGCCUUGGAGAGAAUUCGUUAAAAUAUCCCUUAGGAGUGUCAAUAAUCACAAAUUUUUUUUUUCUUCUUUUUUUUUUUUUUCCGAGAAAUUUUGUUUGGGUGUGUGUACAGCGACCAAGUGCGUGCACACACACACACACACACACACACACACACACACACACACUCCUAAUUGCAUUAUUAUAUUAUUAUUAUUUUUAAUUGUUGAUGAGUAGUUCUUAAUAGAAUGAGUAAUUGUUCCUGUUGAGGGGAAAUUUUAAUUGUUUUGUGUAAUUUUUUUUUUUUUUUUUUUAAAACAGUCAUUUUUAUGCUUUUUUUUUUUUUUUUUUUUUUUUUUUUUUUUGGUGUAAAUGAAGGCUGCCAAUAAUUAUUCUGGAGUGUACUUUAUAAAUAUUGUAGCCAGGACAACAAAUAUUCAUGUUCCAUAAACAUAUCGGUGAAAUGAUGACCUGAACAAAUAGGCGGAGUCGAGCGUUUUUAAUUUUAAUCGUUUUUAUGAGUGUGUGUGAGAGCUGGAGGACAGGACACCAGAUUAUCACUCCUGAUUUAACGUUGUUUAUGCCAUGUAUUCCAAGACACACAGUAUGGAUUAUAUACAAAUAUGUGCUGAAAAUAUUUAUAUUAAACUGGUGAUAUUGUGGCUCUGUGAUAUCAGUAAUGCAAAGGAAAAUAUUGUAAUAACGAUUCACAAGCGAUAUACUGUACAGCUGUAAAGAUCAUUUGGGGAUGAUGAAUCACAAAAAACGACGAUGAUGAUGAUGAUGAUUUAGCUAAAGAAGUCCUUCAUACUUGUAGUGCGUCGCUGUACUAGCUUACUGUACAUGUUACAACUUGAUUUCAGUUUUUUUUUGUCUGUUUUCCUUUUAUGAGUUCAGGAAAUAAACUGAACUGAACCUCCUGAACCUUUCUUUCUCCCAAGUGCCUGAUGGACGUUAGACCAUUUUUGUUCACAUUUCAUGUGGUUCUGCAUUAAGACCUUUAUUUUGACGUGCUGUACGUGUACUGUGAGCCAUUCGGGAUGGUCGGCUGUUAUACUUCAUCUUGCUGUUACUGUUUUUACAAUAAAACUAUAUAAAAGUA
Messenger RNA from Pangasianodon hypophthalmus (striped catfish), 3243 nucleotides. RefSeq names its product branched chain amino-acid transaminase 2, mitochondrial (gene bcat2). The transcript has 11 exons. The coding region runs from base 67 to 1245 and encodes 392 amino acids. NCBI's taxonomy places the organism in Eukaryota, Metazoa, Chordata, Actinopteri, Siluriformes, Pangasiidae. Gene Ontology annotation, molecular function: branched-chain-amino-acid:2-oxoglutarate transaminase activity. Gene Ontology annotation, cellular component: mitochondrion. The record is from RefSeq and is a predicted model, not a curated record. Gene Ontology annotation, biological process: L-valine biosynthetic process; L-leucine biosynthetic process.